Agelaius phoeniceus (red-winged blackbird) is the source of this 2313-nucleotide messenger RNA. RefSeq names its product potassium voltage-gated channel subfamily Q member 1 (gene KCNQ1). Gene Ontology annotation, cellular component: membrane; voltage-gated potassium channel complex. Gene Ontology annotation, molecular function: voltage-gated potassium channel activity. Gene Ontology annotation, biological process: potassium ion transmembrane transport. The record is from RefSeq and is a predicted model, not a curated record. Lineage: Eukaryota; Metazoa; Chordata; Aves; Passeriformes; Icteridae.
AUGUCCUCCAGCUCCCCGCCGGGCGAGCCCAAGGGCCGCAGCCUGGGCCGGCUGUCGCUGCCCAGGAGAGGCAGCAUGACGCCCGGCAAGAAGCUGGCGGCGCUGGAGCUGGCCGAGAGCGCCCCGAACGCCCACUACGCCCCGCUGGCGGCCGCGCAGGGCGGGCAGGCGCCCGCGGGAUGCGGCCCCGCGCCGGAGCGGGAGCGGGCGCCGCGCCUGCGGAGCGAGGUGCUGGUGGUGAGCGCCGACUGCCCGCGGCCCCCCGUCAGCCUGGACCCCCGCGUCUCCAUCUACAGCCUCCGCAAGCCCCUGCUGAGCCGCAGCAGCGUCCAGGGCAGGGUCUACAACUUCUUGGAGCGGCCCACGGGAUGGAAGUGCUUCGUGUACCACUUCACCGUCUUCCUUAUUGUGCUGAUAUGCCUUAUCUUCAGCGUGCUUUCUACAAUUGAGCAGUAUGCAGCUCUUGCUACAGGGACAUUAUUUUGGAUGGAAAUUGUAUUAGUGGUAUUCUUUGGAACAGAGUAUGUGGUUCGGCUAUGGUCAGCAGGCUGCCGCAGUAAAUACGUUGGAGUAUGGGGAAGGCUUCGUUUUGCUAGGAAGCCUAUUUCAAUCAUUGAUUUAAUUGUAGUUGUUGCUUCCAUGAUAGUUCUUUGUGUGGGCUCUAAAGGUCAAGUCUUUGCAACCUCUGCUAUCAGGGGCAUCCGUUUCCUGCAGAUCUUACGGAUGCUGCACGUUGACCGUCAGGGCGGUACCUGGAGGCUGCUGGGGUCAGUGGUGUUCAUACACAGACAGGAACUGAUAACUACACUCUACAUUGGAUUUCUGGGCCUGAUUUUUUCCUCUUAUUUUGUGUACCUGGCUGAGAAAGAUGCUGUAAAUGAUUCUGGAGAAACGGAGUUUGGCAGCUAUGCAGAUGCCCUGUGGUGGGGAGUAGUGACUGUUACAACUAUUGGCUAUGGAGAUAAAGUGCCACAGACCUGGAUAGGAAAGACAAUUGCAUCUUGUUUUUCAGUGUUUGCAAUCUCAUUUUUUGCACUGCCUGCGGGAAUUCUUGGUUCAGGCUUUGCCCUAAAGGUGCAACAGAAACAAAGACAGAAGCAUUUCAACCGUCAGAUUCCAGCUGCUGCCUCACUCAUACAGACUGCAUGGAGAUGCUACGCUGCAGAAAACCCAGACUCUUCUACAUGGAAAAUUUACAUUCGAAAACCUGCCAGGAAUUAUCAUUUGCUCUCACCCAGUCCAAAACCAAAGAAAUCGGUGAUGGUUAAAAAGAAGAAAUUUAAGUUAGACAAGGACAAUGGGCCUUCUUCUCCAGACAGGAUGUUGGCUAUACCACACAUCACUUAUGACCACGUGGCUGAGGACAGGAAAACUGAUUUCAGUUUUGAACCAUUUGAAAAUUCUGUAAAAAAGAGCCCAGCAUUUCUAGAUGUGAGCACAGGACCCUUCAUCAGGACCAGCAGCUUUGCCGAUGAGCUUGACCUGGAGGGUGAGACCCUGCUGACCCCAAUAACUCACAUCUCACAGCUGCGGGAACACCACCGCGCUGCCAUCAAGGUGAUUCGGAGGAUGCAGUAUUUUGUGGCAAAAAAAAAGUUCCAGCAAGCCAGAAAGCCCUACGAUGUCCGAGAUGUUAUUGAGCAGUACUCUCAGGGCCACCUCAACCUGAUGGUGCGAAUCAAGGAGCUGCAGAGGAGGUUGGACCAGUCCAUAGGAAAGCCAUCUCUUUUUAUCUCCGUCUCAGAGAAAAGCAAAGAUCGAGGAAAUAACACGGUUGGUGCCAGGCUGAACAGAGUGGAGGACAAGGUCACACAAAUGGACCAGAAGCUGAACCUCAUCACAGACAUGCUGCAUCAUCUGGUUUCCCGUCAGCAGGGGGAUCAGGGCAACAACAGGUCAUCUCAGAGAGGCAACAGCAGCGUCAGUGCCGAGCUUUUCCUCCCUAACAACACCCUGCCCACCUACGAGCAGCUGACAGUACCGGCAGGGAACGAGGAUGACAUCUCCUGACGUGGUGCAAGGCUGGGUUGGGUUGUUCCUACUUUUCUCCUCUGAACGGGACUGAGUGUUGAGAACCAGGGAGAAAUUAAGUUCAUCAGCCAACCAAGAAAUCGUGCAACUGCUGUAUCCACACCACUAGUCUCAAACAUGCUGAAGUUACCCACAGUAGCCAAAGGAUUGCCGGGCUGUCUUCCACCAGGCAAAAAAACUUCUGGAAGCUCCACGAUGAUUUUGCUCCUGAACAAAUGAUCACAACUUAUUUCUCAAAAAGACCAAAAUGAUGUAAAGACGGGCAAAAUGGCAAGAUUUAGA